CUCCAACCCUCCCUCCCUCCCCCCCCCCCCCCACCCCACCCCCACACACACGAACGAUCGUUCAAUCGCAGGCACCUGCUGGAGCCGACGACCCCGUUUGCGACUGCGGCGGCGGCGGUGGUGGUGGCGGCUCUGCUCCGCUCCGCUUCCCGGUCACCAUGGCAACGCCCUACCUGUGGAAGCUGUCGUCCCAGAAGCUGGGAUUCUUCCUGGUGAGUUUCGGCUUCAUCUGGGGGAUGAUGCUGCUGCACUUCACCAUCCAGCAGCGCGCCACCCACGAGAGCAGCACCAUGCUCAGGCAGCAGAUCCUGGACCUUAGCAAGCGCUACAUCAAGGCCCUGGCCGAGGAGAACCAGAGCGUCAUGGACGGACCCUACGUGGGAACUAUGACCGCCUAUGAUCUGAAGAAGACCCUGGCCGUGCUGCUGGACAACAUCAUGCUGCGACUCGGCAAGCUGGAGUCCAAGGUGGAGAACAUCUACAACGGCACGGGCGCCAACCUGACGUCGGGCACCAGCACGGCCGCCCCCAGCGCCACCAACGCAGGGAAGGUCAACGUGGCCGACCUCCUGAACGGUGCCCAGGAGAAGUGUGACCUGCCCUCCCUGGACGGCUUUCCUCACUGCGAGGGCAAAAUUAAGUGGAUGAAGGACAUGUGGCGGUCGGACUCCUGCUACAAUAACUACGGUGUGGAUGGAUCCACCUGCUCCUUCUUCAUCUACCUCAGUGAGGUGGAGAACUGGUGCCCUCGUCUGCCAUGGAGGACCAAGAACCUGAACGACGAGGCAGACCGGAGGAGCCAGACGGACAUCCGGACUAGCUUCGACGAGCUCUACCGGGUCAUGUCCCGACGGGAGGAGUUCCGCUGGAUGAUGCUCCGGAUCAAGCGCAUGGCGGAGCCCUGGGUCAGCGCCAUCCGCUCGCUGGCGGGCAAACAGAACCUGGCUAAACGCAAGAGGAAGAAGAUCCUGGUGCACCUGGGUCUGCUGACCAAGGAGUCGGGCUUCAAGAUAGCGGAGAACGCCUUCAGCGGGGGCCCUCUGGGGGAGCUGGUGCAGUGGAGCGACCUCAUCACCACCCUCUACCUGCUGGGUCACGACGUCCGCAUCUCUGCCUCCCUGGCCGAGCUCAAGGAGAUCAUGCGGAGGGUGAUGGGGAACAAGUCCAGCUGCCCCACCCAGGGGGACAAGGUGGUGGAGCUCAUCUACAUCGACAUCGUGGGUCUGACCCAGUUCAAGAAGACUCUGGGCCCGUCCUGGGUUCACUACCAGUGUAUGCUGAGGGUGCUGGACUCAUUUGGCACAGAACCGGAGUUUAACCACGCCCACUACGCCCAGUCCAAGGGACACAAGACCCCCUGGGGCAAGUGGAACCUCAACCCCCAGCAGUUCAACACCAUGUUCCCCCACACGCCAGACAACAGCUUCCUGGGCUUCGUGGUGGAGCAGCACCUCAACGCCAGCGACAUUCGACACAUCGACGACAUCAAGAGGCAGAACCAGUCCCUCGUCUACGGAAAGGUCGACAACUUCUGGAAGGAUAAGAAGCAGUACCUGGACAUCAUCAACACCUACACAGAGGUGCACGGGACGGUGCACGGCACCAGCACGGUGCACCUGCCCAGCUACGUCCAGAACCACGGCAUCCUGAGUGGACGGGACCUGCAGUUCCUGCUCAGGGAGACCAAGCUGUUUGUCGGCCUAUCCUUCCCCUACGAGGGCCCCGCCCCCCUGGAGGCUAUAGCCAAUGGGUGCGUUUUCCUCAACCCCAAGUUCAACCCGGCAAAGAGCAGCAAAAACACCGACUUCUUCAAGGGCAAACCCACGUUGAGAGAGCUCACCUCCCAGCAUCCGUAUGCAGAGGUGUACAUCGGGCAGCCUCACGUGUGGACGGUGAACAUUGAGGACCCUCUGGAGGUGGAGAAAGCACUUCGCUCCAUCCUCAGCCAGAAGAUCGAACCCUACCUGCCCUAUGAGUUCACCUGUGAGGGGAUGCUGCAGAGAGUCAAUGCCUUCAUAGAGAACCAGGACUUCUGCCACGGCCAGGUGAUGUGGCCCCCCCUCAGCGCCCUGCAGGUGAAGCUGGCUGAGCCUGGACGCUCCUGUAAGCAGGUGUGUCAGGAGGAGCAGCUCAUCUGUGAGCCCUCCUUCUUCCAGCACCUCAACAAGGACAAGGACCUGGCACGGUUUGGCGUGGCGUGCCAGACGGUGGAGUCGUCAGCGGACACGGUGGUGCCGGCCUACAGCGAGGCCAGGAGACACUGCGUCUUCCAGGCCGACCUGCUGCUGUUCAGCUGUGCCGGCUCGCACCCCUCCCUCAAACGCAUCUGCCCCUGCAGGAACUACAUGAAGGGCCAGGUGGCGCUGUGCACCGGCUGCCUAUAGCACCAGGGAGGGGGGGACCCCACCCUCCACUCUCUCCCUCUAAGCAGAGCACUGCUGAGGGGGGCCUGCCAGUCUGCCACCCCCCCUGCCUCCCCCUCCAGGCCCUCCCCCCUCCUCCUCACCCCUCUCCCUCUGAGUCCCAGCCGGGCCUGUGGGGAGGAGACACCUGGUCUCCCCGGGCGACGGGGAGGGAUGGAUCUGUAUUUAUGUGUCUGCAUUUAGCCUUGUUCACUGUAUCAUGGAGCUGACGGGAGACAUGCAGGCUCUCCACAAGCUAGGAGACCAGGAAUGAAGACGGUUACUAACGCUCUAUCAGGUGAGGAGCAGGAGGAGGAAGAGGAGGAGGAGGAGGAGGAGGAAGAGGAGGAGGAAGAGGAAGAGGAAGAGGAAGAGGAAGAGGAGGAGGAGGAGGAAAAGGAGGGUCACUGCAUAGCUGCCUGCAGUGUGUCAGCAGCCUGAAUUACUUGAAUCAAAGGUGUGUUUAUUGUGUGAUCUGAGUUGAUGGACCUUGAGCCCAUGGAGCUCUCUACUGCCCUGUGGUGGGUCGGGAGUGGUACUGCAGCCUGCACAGUGUCUGUCUCCGAGGGAGCAGCCAACCAGUCUGUCUGCGGGACAUUCUGCCAAAACCCAACCAGACCAGGGCGCUGUCGUCAACUUUGAACUCUUUUAGCUAGGAUGUAGGUUAACCCUAACCCUAGGAUGUAGGUUAACCCUAACCCUAGGAUGUAGGUUUGCACUGGUGUGCCCAGGUCCCUAACAUGGCCGACCCAGGCUAAAUCACGGAGGAGAAACCGGGCCAGUUUAACACUGUACCUGACCUGCUCACGCCUGCCUGCCCGCCCAUCCAGCUCCUGUCUAGGCUGUGGGGGGGGGGGGGGGGAGAGCAGGCAGAUGAACAUUUUUGAUUCAAUGUCUUUAUUUCUAUGAAUGCUUAUUAUGCUGUUGUACAAACUUCCCUUUUCCAACCGUCACUUUCCCUGUGACCCCCCGGUCCUUUCCUCCCUCCCCCAUGAACAGAGACAAAGCUAUCACCCCCCCCCCCCCCCACACACACACACACCACCUGACCCCCAACACACACACAUAAUAUUGGAUGUGCUCCCAAAAAGGCCAGUAAAAAAAAAAAAGGAUUUUGGGGAAAUAAAGGAUUUGAAUGAACGAUGGCCUUUGGAUCAGUCAUUUAGACAGUAGGUGAGUUUAACCAACCACCUUCCUUAGUCCCUCUACAGUGCUCAGUGCUGUCUGCCUGGUCCUAGUGAUGGGGGAUAACAUUCUGGUAGAGCAUCGGACUGCAGAUCAUGGGGUUGCAGGUUCAAAUCCCCUUUCUGUCUCUUUGGAUAAAAGCUUUUUGCUAAAUCAACACAUUAUUAUUAUUAUUAUAAGAGCAACACCUAGGCUACGUCCCAAUACUCAUACUAUUUCAUAUUUCAAAUAAAUAUUUGAAUGUCCCUAAACAUCUAAUACAGUAGUCCAGAAGAACCAGGAUGUCCUACAACAUCCGGUAGCAUUUAGCAGCUUGCGAGUCAGCAUGCUUUUCUUGCUAUCCUGACCCACAAUCCUUUGUGCAGUGGAAGAGGCGUCAACAGUACAACAGCAGACCAAUAUAAACCUGUCUGCCCCAGUCUAAGACGUGGGUACAUGAUGAUUUGGUGUGUCCCAAACUGUUUGAAUUGUACGUAUACUGCCGUCCACAGUAUGUACUUUGUAAGGGCAGCUGCAGUACCUACUAAAAGUACAAAGUAAAAGAAGGCGAUUCGGGCCGCAGUCUUUACCUCUGCUGCUGGGUAGCUCAGUCACCUUAAUCAGAUCAUACUCGCUCUUUGCCACAAUGAUUUCAUUUAAAAGGCGUUCGAAAGUUAUCGAUCGUGGAACAUCAAUUCUAAAGUUAUCAAUCAUAGAACAGUUAUGUUAUUCUGAGGUUAUUGAUCAUGUAACAGAGUUCUAAAUUCUAAACAGUCAUUCAUCGUGGAUAUUAAUUUGAUUGAUCUUUCAUCUGUGCUUGGUGUAUAGGUUGAGUUGUUCACGUACACACUGUAAAUCUCCACUGGUGAGCAAAACACUAACUGUCACAUUCUUGUUUAUUGGAAUCAGGAUUGUUAGGAUCUUAAUUUGCCUGCAGACUUCCAAAAAAAGCAGAAGUAAAAGAAAAUGAUUAGUCCUUGUUGUGAAUGAAAAUGCACUAUGCUAACCUAUUUACUAAAGUUUUAACAGAAUAUAUAAUUACACUGUAUAUUGUUCAUAAGGGUUUUAAAUUCUUUUUAAUUUAUUUUGUAUACAAAUCUUUAUCUCUGUCUUUGCUGAAAAUAAAUCUUUGAUGUUUUUUUUUUUUAUUUAUAGAGCGGAGCUUUGUUUUUAUGAGGGUAGUAGUAUUUAUGGAGUAAUUUAAGUUUGUGAACAUCACCAGUCAGGUUGGUGACUGAGGCUGGUGUGCUUGGUCCAGUCAGAUUCAUCCCCAGAGCUGAGCUCGGGGGACUGACAACAUCACCAUGACGACAUCACCAUGUCAACAUCAUAAAUGCCUUUGAUCAUUGGCUGCUGCAGCAUGCUGCCUGGUCCACCAGCCUGACCUCACAACAUUCCAAAUCAUUAACUGAACUGAGCGGAACAGCUGGACGAAGCUGUCCACGGGGUUUGUUUCCGCCCACUCCGUGUGUUUGGUGGGUGGGUGGGUGAGGUGGAGCACAUCUCCACCCUGAAUCCACAGGCUUUUCAAUUGGCCAGGGAUUCAUUGAAUCGGUUGUGGUUCCAAACGGAAAGAUUUAAAGCUGAUUCUUGUUCCAAUCUGAAUAAUGUAGAAGUGAUUCCGUCUCCAUAAUAGAACCGAUAGGAGUUUUCCGUCUACAUUGAGAUCCAUUGGUUGUUGUAGGUACAGGAACGGCGCUGUGGCCCUCUCACUGUUAUCUUGGUACAGGAUCAGACUGGACCAUAGCAGUGCCACCAUUUUAUUGUACAUGCCAGCAAGAACCUCAUUUUAAUGUUUUUAUUAUUCAAAUUAUUUUUCCUGUCCUUUUCCCCUUUUGCACAUGUUUUGUAAAUAUGGAUGUUUGUUUGCCCGACACUCUGUUGUCUGAUUUAACAGUUUAGACCCGUCAUGUUUUGUACAUAGGACUACAAUCUUCAGCCAAGCUACAGUUUUCAAGUAUAUGACGUGCCUUUCGAUGGUCACUAUAUUGGCUUCUUGUUACCGUCAGUAGAACUACAGUAUAGUAACUGCCCGCCAGAGGAGAAACUGUAGCAGAGUUCACCUAGGUUCACAAGCAGCGUCAGGACUAUGUUGUAAACACUUGCCAUAGGUAGGCCUAACUGUCGUGUUGGACUGUGUGGUGAUAUUGGCUAGAGAAAACCUGUCUUAAGAGCUGUGGUGAACAUGUUCACCCAAGGCUUUUAGUGGGUACAGUACAACACAGUCUAUUAAAGCAGCUGUUUUUGUAUGGGAGUGGCCUUGUUCACUUCCUAUACCAACGUAUUCUGAGCAUGCCGUCAACACUAGUAGUUCAAUGGUUUGUUCUCCAUGAUUUGACGUACCAUUAUGAACGAGGGGAUGUGAGCUGGAUCCAUGCUGUUGUGGUUUGGAAACCCUUGACAAAUAACCAUGAAAGAGGACUCUGGGCAGUUAUGAAAUGUAUGAAGAGUAUAUUAAACAACAAAAGGGUUCCUUGCCAUUUUUGGGAACCCUGGUUGAAUGUGUUUGUUGUUCCAUAGUCAUGCUACCAUCACACACUGUUUUCAACUUGACUUUGUUUUAUGCUGUCUAUAAUCAAUUAUGGAGAAGAUAGAAAUAGUGACAAAAUCACAAGAAAUCAGUGGGGAAAAAAUGUUUUGUUUUCACAGUCUGACGAAUAAGCAGGAUAUAACUUUAUUUUUCAAUAAACCUUUUUUCUGUGACAAACAGUUUCUAGUCUUUAUCUAAAUAUACACUCUUUCCACUACAGCAGUUCAGUUGCAAUAUUUACAUACAUCACUUGAACAUCCAAACAUGGAGGCCAAGAGGCCAACUCUGUCCUGUGGCUCAGAUCUGCCAGCGUACGCGUGU
Hypomesus transpacificus is the source of this 6417-nucleotide messenger RNA. RefSeq names its product alpha-1,6-mannosylglycoprotein 6-beta-N-acetylglucosaminyltransferase (gene mgat5). Gene Ontology annotation, cellular component: Golgi apparatus. Gene Ontology annotation, biological process: protein N-linked glycosylation. The transcript has 16 exons. Gene Ontology annotation, molecular function: alpha-1,6-mannosylglycoprotein 6-beta-N-acetylglucosaminyltransferase activity. The coding region runs from base 159 to 2384 and encodes 741 amino acids. Lineage: Eukaryota; Metazoa; Chordata; Actinopteri; Osmeriformes; Osmeridae. The record is from RefSeq and is a predicted model, not a curated record.